This is a messenger RNA of Sceloporus undulatus (fence lizard), 8541 nucleotides long. It is a transcript of the gene MTOR, whose product is annotated as mechanistic target of rapamycin kinase. Gene Ontology annotation, biological process: protein phosphorylation; TOR signaling; negative regulation of macroautophagy. The transcript has 59 exons. The record is from RefSeq and is a predicted model, not a curated record. NCBI's taxonomy places the organism in Eukaryota, Metazoa, Chordata, Lepidosauria, Squamata, Phrynosomatidae. Gene Ontology annotation, cellular component: TORC2 complex; TORC1 complex; nucleus. Gene Ontology annotation, molecular function: protein binding; protein serine/threonine kinase activity; protein-containing complex binding. Bases 196 to 7806 code for a protein of 2536 amino acids.
GGAAAAAGGUGGAGAAUAGAAAGGAAGGUGAAGGAGGCGGUCGGUUGGCAGCAGAAGCAGCAUCAGGGCCUCGAAGGCGAGAAGGAGCCCCAGAAUGUGAGGGAGAAUUCAGUGUCAUUCCCUUCCAUCCCAAGGAACCCGAAGCCCCUGAUGCGCCGCACGCUGUGACCCGCCGCUGCUGCUGCCGCCACUGCCAUGUCGGGGACUGUCAUCAUCCUCCAGCAGUUCGCUGGUGGCCUCAAGAGCCGCAAUGAAGAAACCCGGGCCAAAGCUGCCAAAGACUUGCAGCAUUACGUCACCAUGGAGCUGCGUGAGAUGAGCCAAGAGGAAUCCACCCGUUUUUACGACCAGCUGAACCACCACAUCUUUGAAUUGGUCUCCAGUUCGGACGCAAACGAGAGGAAAGGGGGCAUCUUGGCUAUAGCAAGCCUGAUUGGUGUGGAAGGAGGCAAUGCCACCCGCAUCGGCCGCUUUGCCAACUACUUGAGGAAUCUGCUUCCCUCCAAUGACCCUGUGGUCAUGGAGAUGGCUUCCAAAGCCAUUGGGCGCCUCGCCAUGGCUGGCGACACCUUCACGGCGGAAUAUGUGGAGUUUGAAGUCAAGCGGGCGCUGGAGUGGCUUGGGGCUGAUAGGAAUGAAGGCCGGAGGCAUGCGGCGGUCUUGGUUCUGCGAGAGCUGGCCAUCAGCGUCCCCACAUUCUUCUUCCAGCAAGUGCAGCCAUUUUUUGACAACAUCUUCGUUGCUGUCUGGGAUCCAAAGCAAGCCAUCCGCGAGGGAGCUGUUUCCGCUUUGCGCGCCUGCCUCAUUUUGACCACACAGCGGGAGUCCAAAGAGAUGCAGAAGCCUCAGUGGUACCGACAAACCUACGAGGAAGCCGAGAAGGGCUUUGAUGAAACCGUGGCCAAGGAGAAGGGCAUGAACCGCGACGACCGGAUCCAUGGUGCCUUACUGAUCCUCAAUGAGCUGGUGCGCAUCAGCAGCAUGGAAGGAGAGCGUCUUAGAGAAGAGAUGGAGGAGAUCACACAGCAGCAGAUGGUGCAUGACAAAUACUGCAAAGACCUGCUGGGCUUUGGGACCAAGCCUCGGCACAUCACCCCCUUCUCCAGCUUUCAGUCUGUCCAGCCCCAGCAGUCCAAUGCCUUGGUAGGACUGCUGGGGUUCAGCCCCCAUCCGGGGAUGAUGGGUUUCGGUGCGUCACCCAUCCCAGCCAAGUCGACACUGGUAGAGAGUCGGUGUUGCAGGGAACUGAUGGAAGAGAAGUUUGAUCAGGUGUGUUACUGGGUCCUGAAGUGCCGAAGCAGCAAGAACUCUCUGAUUCAAAUGACUGUUCUCAGUCUGUUGCCGCGGCUGGCUGCUUUUCGCCCUUCGGCUUUUACCGCUGACCACUACCUUCCAGAUACCAUGAACCACGUCCUGAGCUGCGUGAAGAAGGAGAAAGAGCGGACGGCUGCUUUCCAGGCCCUUGGCUUGCUCUCAGUCGCCGUCCGGUCAGAAUUCCAGGUUUACCUCCCCAAGGUUCUCGAAAUCAUCAAGGCAGCCCUCCCGCAAAAGGACUUCACCCACAACAGGAGACAGAAGUCGGUGCAAGUGGAUGCCACAGUCUUUACCUGCAUCAGCAUGCUGGCGCGCGCAAUGGGGCCUUCUAUCCAGCAAGACAUCAAGGAGCUCCUGGAACCCAUGCUGGCUGUGGGACUGAGCCCUGCCCUGACGGCCGUACUGUACGACUUGAGUCGCCAGAUCCCCCAGCUGAAGAAGGAAAUCCAGGAUGGGCUGCUGAAGAUGCUCUCCAUGGUUCUCAUGCACAGGCCUCUGCGACACCCAGGCAUGCCCAAAGGCUUGGCCCACCAGCUCUCUUCUCCCAGCCUCACUAACAUCCCCGAGGUCAACGACGUGGGCAGCAUCACGCUUGCGCUUCGCACACUGGGAAGCUUUGAGUUUGAAGGACAUUCUCUGACUCAGUUUGUCAGGCACUGCGCUGAUCACUUCCUCAACAGCGAACACAAGGAGGUCCGGAUGGAAGCAGCUCGCACUUGCUCACGUUUGCUCACUCCCUCCAUUCACUUGAUCAGCGGACAUGCCCACGUUGUCAGCCAGACGGCGGUGCAGGUGGUGGCAGAUGUCCUCAGCAAGUUGUUGGUGGUUGGAAUCACAGACCCAGAUCCUGACAUCCGAUACUGCGUACUGGCUUCCUUGGAUGAACGGUUUGACGCACACCUGGCCCAGGCGGAGAACUUGCAGGCACUCUUUGUAGCUCUGAACGACCAGGUGUUUGAAAUCCGAGAGCUGGCCAUCUGCACUGUGGGCCGGUUGAGCAGCAUGAAUCCCGCUUUUGUCAUGCCCUUCCUGCGCAAGAUGCUAAUUCAGAUCCUGACGGAGCUGGAGCACAGUGGGGUCGGCAGGAUCAAAGAGCAAAGUGCCAGGAUGCUGGGGCACUUGGUCUCCAAUGCCCCACGCCUUAUUCGGCCCUACAUGGAACCCAUCCUCAAGGCGUUGAUAGUGAAAUUGAAGGAUCCUGACCCUGAUCCUAACCCAGGAGUGAUCAAUAAUGUUUUAGCUACCAUUGGUGAGCUGGCCCAGGUGAGUGGGCUGGAGAUGAGGAAAUGGGUGGAUGAGCUUUUCAUCAUCAUCAUGGAUAUGCUCCAGGACUCCUCCUUACUUGCUAAGAGACAGGUAGCGCUCUGGACCCUUGGCCAGCUAGUGGCCAGCACUGGCUACGUAGUGGAGCCCUAUAGGAAAUACCCAACUCUUUUGGAGGUGUUGCUAAACUUUCUGAAGACGGAGCAGAACCAGGGCACCCGGAGAGAGGCGAUCCGUGUCCUUGGUCUUCUGGGGGCGCUAGAUCCGUACAAGCAUAAGGUGAACAUUGGCAUGAUAGACCAGUCACGGGAUGCUUCUGCGGUCAGUCUUUCCGAGUCUAAAUCAAGCCAAGACUCUUCUGAUUAUAGCACCAGCGAGAUGCUGGUCAACAUGGGCAACCUUCCGCUGGACGAGUUCUACCCCGCUGUCUCCAUGGUAGCCCUGAUGAGGAUCUUCCGGGACCAGUCCCUGUCCCACCACCACACCAUGGUGGUCCAGGCCAUCACCUUUAUCUUUAAAUCCCUGGGGCUCAAAUGCGUCCAGUUCCUGCCUCAGGUCAUGCCGACCUUCCUCAACGUCAUUCGGGUUUGUGACGGUGCCAUCCGCGAGGUAAAAGAAGAUGGCGACAGUGUACUGGGGAGAAGAGCCGAGUUCUUGUUCCAGCAACUGGGGAUGUUGGUGUCUUUCGUAAGAAGCCAUAUUCGACCCUACAUGGAUGAGAUUGUCACCCUCAUGAGAGACUUCUGGGUUGUCAACAGUUCAAUACAGAGCACCAUCAUCCUCCUCAUUGAGCAAAUUGUGGUGGCCUUAGGGGGGGAGUUCAAGCUCUACCUUCCCCAGCUCAUCCCCCACAUGCUGCGGGUCUUCAUGCACGACAACAGCAGCGGCCGAGCCGUCUCCACCAAGUUGUUGAAUGCCAUCCAGCUGUUUGGAGCAAACUUGGAUGACUACCUGCAUUUAUUGCUACCUCCCAUUGUCAAGCUCUUUGAUGCGCCAGAUGCCCCUUUGCAGGCUCGCAGAGCUGCCUUAGAAACUGUGGAUCGCUUGACGGAGUCCCUGGAUUUCACUGACUAUGCCUCCCGGAUCAUUCAUCCUCUUGUGCGGACUCUAGACCAGAGCCCAGAGCUCCGGCCGACGGCCAUGGACACGCUCUCAUCCCUGGUCUUCCAGCUGGGGAAGAAGUAUCAGAUUUUCAUCCCAAUGGUGAACAAAGUCUUGGUGCGUCACCGGAUAAACCACCAGCGCUACGAUGUCCUUAUCUGCCGGAUUGUGAAGGGCUACACUCUGGCAGAUGAAGAAGAGGAUCCCUUAAUCUACCAGCACCGCAUGCAGAGGAGCAACCAAGGGGAGGCCCUCGCCAGUGGCCCUGUGGAAACCGGUCCCAUGAAGAAGCUGCACGUCAGCACCAUCAACUUGCAGAAGGCUUGGGGCGCGGCCCGAAGAGUUUCCAAAGACGACUGGCUGGAGUGGUUGAGGCGGCUGAGCUUGGAGCUGCUGAAAGACUCCUCGUCGCCCUCCUUGCGCUCAUGCUGGGCCUUGGCCCAGGCCUACAACCCGAUGGCCAGAGAUCUCUUCAAUGCAGCCUUUGUUUCGUGCUGGUCUGAACUCAAUGAGGACCAGCAAGAUGAGCUGAUUCGAAGUAUUGAGUUGGCCCUGACGUCGCAGGACAUUGCGGAGGUCACCCAGACCCUUUUGAAUCUGGCAGAGUUUAUGGAACAUAGUGACAAGGGACCGUUGCCGUUGGGUGAUGAUAAUGGCAUCGUCUUGCUGGGUGAGCGAGCCGCCAAAUGCCGGGCGUACGCCAAGGCACUGCACUACAAAGAGUUGGAAUUCCAGAAGGGCCCAACCCCAGCCAUCCUGGAAUCUCUCAUCAGCAUUAACAAUAAACUGCAGCAGCCAGAGGCUGCAUCCGGGGUGCUAGAAUAUGCCAUGAAACACUUUGGGGAACUGGAAAUCCAGGCAACCUGGUAUGAGAAGCUUCACGAGUGGGAAGAUGCCCUCGUUGCCUAUGACAAAAAGAUGGACACUAAUAAGGAUGAUCCGGAACUGAUGCUGGGACGUAUGCGCUGCCUGGAGGCACUAGGGGAAUGGGGACAACUCCACCAGCAGUGCUGUGAGAAAUGGACCUUGGUGAACGACGAAACCCAAGCGAAAAUGGCAAGGAUGGCAGCAGCUGCUGCUUGGGGCUUAGGCCAGUGGGACAGUAUGGAGGAAUACACAUGCAUGAUUCCAAGGGACACCCAUGAUGGCGCUUUCUAUCGGGCUGUCCUGGCUCUGCAUCAGGAUCUCUUCUCUUUGGCCCAACAGUGCAUUGAUAAAGCCCGAGACCUGUUAGAUGCUGAGCUGACAGCCAUGGCGGGAGAGAGUUACAGUCGUGCCUAUGGGGCCAUGGUCUCCUGCCAGAUGCUGUCGGAGCUGGAAGAAGUCAUCCAGUACAAACUUGUGCCAGAACGACGCGAAAUCAUCCGCCAGAUCUGGUGGGAAAGGCUGCAGGGUUGCCAGCGGAUCGUCGAGGACUGGCAGCGGAUACUUAUGGUCCGAUCCCUUGUCGUCAACCCACACGAGGACAUGAGAACGUGGCUCAAGUACGCCAGCCUCUGCGGCAAAAGCGGAAGGCUAGCUUUGGCCCAUAAGACCCUGGUGUUGCUCCUGGGAGUUGACCCGUCUCGGCAGCUGGAUCACCCCUUGCCAACGGUGCAUCCUCAGGUGACCUACGCAUACAUGAAGCAUAUGUGGAAAAGCGCCCGCAAGAUCGACGCAUUUCAGCACAUGCAGCACUUUGUCCAGACAAUGCAGCAGCAGGCCCAGCAUGCAAUUGCCACUGAAGACCAGCAGCACCGGCAGGAGCUCCACAAGCUCAUGGCGCGGUGUUUCCUGAAAUUGGGCGAGUGGCAGCUCAACCUGCAAGGCAUCAAUGAGAGCACCAUCCCCAAGGUCUUGCAGUACUACAGUGCCUCCACGGAGCAUGACCGCAAUUGGUAUAAGGCUUGGCACGCUUGGGCAGUGAUGAAUUUCGAGGCAGUGCUUCACUACAAGCACCAGAACCAGGCCAGGGAUGAAAAGAAGAAGCUGCGCCACACCAGCGGCGCUAGCGUCGCCAGUGCCAACACAGAAGGCAGCAACAGCGAGAGCGAGGCGGAAAGCGCCGAGAACAGCCCGGUCCCAUCACCUGUGCAAAAGAAAGUUACAGAGGACUUGUCCAAAACACUCCUGAUGUACACGGUUCCGGCCGUGCAGGGUUUCUUCCGUUCAAUCUCUUUGUCCCGAGGGAACAACUUGCAAGAUACUCUCAGAGUCCUUACUUUGUGGUUUGACUAUGGCCACUGGCCAGAAGUAAAUGAGGCCUUGGUGGAAGGGGUCAAGGCAAUCCAGAUAGACACCUGGUUACAGGUUAUCCCUCAGCUCAUUGCUAGAAUCGAUACCCCACGUCCUUUAGUGGGCCGGCUUAUUUACCAGCUUCUCACCGACAUCGGCAGGUACCACCCGCAGGCUUUGAUCUACCCAUUGACCGUAGCGUCAAAGUCAACCACAACAGCCCGCCACAAUGCCGCCAACAAGAUCUUGAAGAACAUGUGUGAACAUAGCAACACUCUCGUCCAGCAGGCCAUGAUGGUGAGUGAAGAACUGAUCCGUGUGGCCAUCCUUUGGCACGAGAUGUGGCACGAAGGCCUGGAAGAAGCAUCCCGCCUCUAUUUUGGGGAGAGGAACGUCAAGGGAAUGUUUGAAGUUCUGGAGCCACUGCAUGCUAUGAUGGAGCGUGGGCCACAGACUCUCAAGGAAACCUCUUUCAAUCAGGCGUAUGGCAGAGAUUUAAUGGAAGCCCAGGAAUGGUGCAGAAAAUACAUGAAGUCAGGAAAUGUCAAGGACCUCACCCAAGCCUGGGAUCUCUACUACCAUGUGUUCAGGCGCAUCUCUAAGCAGCUGCCUCAGCUGACAUCCUUGGAGCUCCAAUAUGUUUCGCCCAAACUCCUCAUGUGCCGCGAUUUGGAGCUGGCGGUCCCAGGGACCUACGACCCCAACCAACAGAUAAUCCGCAUCCAAUCCAUUGCUCCAUCGCUACAAGUGAUCACAUCCAAACAGAGACCAAGGAAAUUGACUCUAAUGGGGAGCAAUGGACACGAAUUCGUGUUCCUCCUGAAGGGCCAUGAAGAUCUUCGUCAGGACGAAAGAGUGAUGCAGCUUUUUGGGCUCGUGAACACCCUGCUUGCCAAUGACCCCACGUCCCUCCGUAAAAACCUCAGUAUCCAACGCUACGCGGUGAUCCCGCUUUCGACAAACUCGGGGCUUAUAGGCUGGGUGCCUCAUUGCGACACUCUGCAUGCGCUGAUCCGGGACUAUCGGGAGAAGAAGAAGAUCCUGCUCAACAUUGAGCACCGCAUCAUGUUGAGGAUGGCUCCGGAUUAUGACCACCUCACUCUGAUGCAGAAGGUGGAGGUGUUUGAACAUGCCGUCAACAACACAGCCGGGGAUGACCUUGCCAAACUUCUCUGGCUGAAGAGCCCCAGCUCCGAGGUGUGGUUUGACAGGAGAACGAACUACACCCGUUCGCUAGCUGUGAUGUCUAUGGUGGGUUACAUUCUGGGCCUCGGUGACAGGCAUCCCUCCAACCUUAUGCUUGACCGACUGAGCGGCAAGAUCCUCCACAUUGACUUCGGAGACUGCUUUGAGGUCGCAAUGACCAGAGAGAAGUUCCCAGAGAAGAUCCCUUUCAGGCUGACCCGAAUGUUGACAAAUGCCAUGGAGGUGACUGGCUUGGAUGGGAACUACCGAAUCACUUGCCACACCGUCAUGGAAGUCUUGCGCGAGCACAAAGAUAGCGUCAUGGCGGUGCUGGAAGCCUUUGUCUAUGACCCUUUGCUAAACUGGAGGCUGAUGGACACGAACACAAAAGGCAAUAAGCGAUCACGGACGCGGACAGACUCCUAUUCCGCCGGACAGUCGGUGGAAAUGUUGGACAGUGUAGAGCUGGGUGAAACCGCUCACAAGAAAACAGGGACCACCGUGCCGGAAUCGAUCCAUUCCUUCAUUGGGGAUGGCCUGGUUAAACCAGAGGCUCUGAACAAAAAGGCCAUACAGAUUAUCAACAGAGUCCGUGAUAAACUCACUGGACGGGACUUCUCCCACGACGAAACACUGGAUGUGCCCACGCAAGUAGAACUGCUCAUAAAGCAGGCGACCUCCCAUGAGAACCUUUGCCAGUGCUACAUUGGAUGGUGCCCUUUUUGGUGAUAGACUCGCGACGAAGCAUCGGCAGCCUCUUUCCCGAGGCCUUUGCGCUCCAACAUGUUCUUCCGGAAGUGAGCAAAAGGAGGGAGGACAAGGCCAUGCAGUGAGGUGUUCAGACCACCUUUUGUCAAAUAUUUCACACUUGUAAAUGAGAAAACUUCACUGUAUAUUAAAAGAGGUUGUUUCAAGCUGGGCUACAGCUACUGUUGCGCGGAGGCGGUCGAGCCAAGAGGAGACCAAUGGUGUUUCCAGGAUGUAGACAAGCAGACUGACCAAGCUCUGGUCAAAAGCAUGCGUCGGUGACGUGGUCAAGCUGUAGUGAAUUUAUUUCCCUGACCCAAGUGGCCUUUGGUUGACGUGCGCGUUUCGAAAUGUGGUCGAGACCGCAUUGCGACUUAACGCUUGUAGCUAGUGACACAGUCGCAGCAUGCUUCUGGCUCAGGUUGCAUGGAAGGGGCCGAAGAAACUACGUAAGACACUAUGGGAGCAGAGUAUCAUAGUAGGAAUGGGAUGCUGAAAAAGAUAACACUUGUCUCUCUGGGGAGUUUUUAAGGUGGAAACAGGGAGGAAGCGUUCGCCUUGUGCAUCAAGCCAGCCAUGGGUUUAGAAGAGGGAAAAUGGGUGCCUAAAACAUUAAGGUGAAUGUCACUUUAUGAAGAUGCACCAAGCGUAUCCAUCUUUAGACGCCAUCUUGUAGUCUAAUAUUUUCGUGCCAAUAAAAUACAGCCAAAUGUUUAA